This is a messenger RNA of Lucilia sericata (common green bottle fly), 2720 nucleotides long. It is a transcript of the gene meng, whose product is annotated as serine/threonine-protein kinase meng-po. Lineage: Eukaryota; Metazoa; Arthropoda; Insecta; Diptera; Calliphoridae. Gene Ontology annotation, molecular function: ATP binding; protein serine/threonine kinase activity. The record is from RefSeq and is a predicted model, not a curated record. Gene Ontology annotation, biological process: peptidyl-threonine phosphorylation; peptidyl-serine phosphorylation. Bases 464 to 1825 code for a protein of 453 amino acids. The transcript has 2 exons.
AAAACAUUUCAUACGCUUAACUGCUGGUGUUAACAUUAACGGAAAUACUAAACUCAAAGAAAACAUUUUAAAUGCUAAAGUAAAAUUUACGCUUUAUUUUAUGAAAUAUAUAAUAAAAUAUAAAUAUUUGUGAAAUUUUAAAUUUCAUAAACAAAUAACGAAACAAAAAUUAAAAAAAAACAAACUAUUAUUAACGGUAUUUAUGACUUUAUAAAAAAAAAAGCUUUUAAAAAGGUGUUAUAAAAAAUUUAAUAAAAAAAUAAACUUAAAUAAUAGCUAAAUCUGUGCCAAAUUAUUUUGUUAUAAAAACAUUUUUAAUCAAUUAAAAAAUUGUGUUAAAGACUUAAAAAUAAACUGCAACUAUUUAUUGUGGAGUGGAAAAAACACAUAUUUUUUCCUGCUGCCGGUAUUAAAAUAUAGAAAUAUUGGAGCAAAUAUUAUCAGCACUGUUUAAUUUAACAAAAUGGGAACUAUUGAAAAACGUACAUUUUCAUUCCGUUUGAGAAGAUCGCGUGCCGGUGAUGGUGGCAGCACUAACUCUCGUAAUAGCAACAACAAUAGCAGCACCUGUACGGACAACAACCGUUGCAAUUCACCCUUGACACCCACCAGUGCCAGCAUGAAACUGGAGGUGCCUACUUCAAGAGCUUCGGUGAGUCGUCGCAGCAGCAUUUAUCGCAAACCGGAUAAGGAUGAUAGUGGCUUGAUACAUAUCAUACGUGACAUUGAGUUGCCUUUGAUGUCCUUUAACGAUCAAUACAACAUCACUAAGAUCUUGGCUGAGGGUUGCUUUGCCAAGAUAAUGCUAGCCAUGCAUAGACCCACCCAAACUGAAGUAGUGCUUAAGGCCGUACAUGCUGAGUUAACCACUGUGCAGGAGUUUCAAAAGGAAUUUCAUUUCAAUUACGAGUUGUCUCAUCAUCGCCAUAUUUUGAGUGCUUAUAAUGUGGCUUUUCAGACCAAGGACUAUUAUGUAUUUGCCAUGGAACAUGCUGAAUAUGGUGAUUUGGCCUCUAACUUGGGCCCUAAUGGUUUGCAUGAAAAUGCCUGUAAAAUGAUUACUGAACAAUUGAGCUCGGCCUUGGGCUUUAUGCAUUCGAAAAAUUUGGUACAUCGUGACUUGAAAUUAGAAAAUGUUUUAGUUUUUAAACCCGACUUUAGUCGUGUUAAGUUGUGCGAUUUUGGAGCCACUACCAAAAAAGGUGUUUUAGUGCAUAAAGUAAAACAUACCUGGACUAGUUUUGUUCCACCCGAAGUUUUGGAAAUUGUCAAGAAUGAAAGAUUUACCUGUUUGCCCGCCAGUGAUUCCUGGCAAUUUGGCAUUUUAAUGUUUCAUAUUUUAACUGGCAGUGCUCCCUGGAAUGCUGCCGAUUGGGUUAAAGAUGUCAAGUAUUGUAAUUUUAUGAAAUAUGAACAGCGUAAAACUACCAAAAUACCCGAUAGUUUUAGAAGAUUCUCGGCCCGUUUAAUGAGAUGCUUCCGUAAAUAUUUAUCUCAUGAUCCUGAAGAUAGAUGCAAAGUCACUGAGAUUUCCAAAUACAUGAAAGAUAGAUGGGUGGAGUGUCGCAUAUCAACCUCCAAAUCAGCCACACUUAUAUCUCCCAGUCCGGAUCAAGAUUCCUGCAUUUAUUUGAAUCAAAGAGAGGGACGCAAUUCAGCCGAUGAGAAUAAAUCCCGCCUUAAACGCAUGAUGUCUAAUUAUGGCAUCGAAAGUCCUUUGGAUCAAAAUGCUGUGCGCAAGCGUGUUUUAGAAUGGCUGGAGACUUGCGAUAAUAAUUUUGAUACCGAAAUAGAAAGUUUAGUAGUGGUGGAUGUAGCGAAUUAAGUUAAUAUAGAAAAAAGCUCAUUUUAUUCAGAAAUGAGUGGGUUAAACAAAUGUCAAUUCCGACAAUAAUGUAUACAAGUUUUUAAAGUCUUUCUUUUUAAGCCAAAAGUAUAUUUUGAACUUUGAAAUACUCGCCCUCGUGCAAACGAAAAUUUACUUUUUUUUGUAGAAAAGGCUUUUAAGAAAACACAAACUUUUUCCUAUAAAACAGAGCUUUUUGUGUAAAGCGUUAAGGCAUAAACUGUAAACGGUAAUCCGAAUACAAACUAUAUUUACAUAGAUAUAUAGUAGAGACGAAAUAAAAUAUCAGUAUAAAUUUUAUACGACUUUUAGGUGUUGAAAAAGACAGUGUUGCUCAUAAAUGUUAAAGCUUUCUUUAAGACUGACAAACAGGAUUUUGUGAGUUGUGGUAAGGGGGUUUUUGGGAUGGGUGACACUGUUAAAUAAUUUUGUAGUUUUUUACUUAAUUUUAAUUUAAUUAUAAAUAAACAGAGCUGGUAUCUAUUAUGUUAUAUACAUAUUUAUAAAUAAUAAUUAGCUCUUUAGUUAAAAAAAACUGAAAAAUUACUUCCAUUAAUUAAUUAAUUAAAACUAAGUUAAGUUUUAAUAUUUAGUAAAAUAGAAUAUUUAUACUUUUAUUGAAAGAAAAUUACAACCAAAAAACAAAUAUUUUCUAAAACGAUUUUAUUAUUAAAAGUUUAAUAGUAUUAAUUAAAAAUAUAUGUUAUUGUAUUGUAUAUAUGUAUGUUUAACGGUAGUUGUAUGUAUGAAUUAUUAUUUACCCAAAUAUUGUUAAUACUAAUUUAUUUAAUCUAAAUAUUUGUAUUUGCUAAAUACAAAAAAAAUACCUAUUGCAAAAAUAAACAUCAAGAAAUUAUAUACAAUAAUAAAUAUU